AUUAUGUUACAUUUGACGUCAAUACGUGACGCGAAAUACCAGUCUAAGUUAAUGUCUCUAGUAAACAAUAGGUAUCACAACUAAUGUUUUCAUGGGAAAAAACGAUUCGUGCAUGUUUUUACCUCGAACAUUUGUCGUCCUCUAUGUUUUCAGUGCAAUUUCCUCUCGAUGUAUAAGCGAUUUCGUGAAUAUUAUUUGUCGGCAUAUUAGAACGGUGGGAACAGUGAUUAUUAAAAAAGAACAACGUAUAAAGUGGUUAAAAUGUGAAGUGUUAGAAACAUAUAUUAUCCACUUAAAGUACCUAGUAUGAUUCUCGCGACUGUUUAUAGCCCUAUCCAAUGACAGCAGUGUAUUAAACAUUAACUAUACAUUAUAUUAAAUCAAAUUUUGCAAAUAACAGAAGGCUAUUGAACUUGGUCCUUCGAUCCGGAUCGUCUUGACCCAUAUUUCCUGAAGAACAGUGGUGAUUUAAUGAGACGCAUUGUUUGCCAGACGUCUGACAUUGAGUUGAUCGAUCACAUAUCUUGGGAAAGUUCCGAAGAAAUUAAAUCUGACGACCAACUAACAAAAGAACGAGGGAUAUGCAUGGAGACCAACUGUGAUGUUCGUAAAUACUUCAACGUCCUGAGGGAAUGCCAGAAACGGCUGGAGAAGAAGCCGUACACUGCGGAGACCUGUCACCAAGAGACUGUGGACCUCAUCGAAGCCAUCGACCAUUGCGUCGCUGAUAAGGCGUUCGUCAAGUUCGCUUGAUACUGAUCCUUUAAUGGAUCAAGACUGGCAAUUUGAAUCUCGAAGCAGAAUCUAUGGUUUUAAUUAAAAAAGUGAAUGGUUUUUAA
Amyelois transitella is the source of this 839-nucleotide messenger RNA. RefSeq lists its product as uncharacterized. NCBI's taxonomy places the organism in Eukaryota, Metazoa, Arthropoda, Insecta, Lepidoptera, Pyralidae. The record is from RefSeq and is a predicted model, not a curated record. The transcript is spliced from 3 exons. The coding region runs from base 472 to 753 and encodes 93 amino acids.